CAGUUCUAUGUUGAUCACGACGCCGAGUAAAGAUUCUUCUCUCCGCCAUAUCAUUAAAUUUUGUUUUCGGUGUUUCUCAGACGCUUAUUCUCGACGCUUACCGACGCUCGGCGUCGUCCGUUCAGUUACAUGCGAUUGACGCGCGAUCGGGUAAAUUAACGUGGUGCAAAAGCGAAACCAUCUCCGUUAAUCACGGACCGUUUGGAAACUACAAGUACGAAGCAAGUGUACGUUAAACAAUAAAACGUGUACGAAGAUAAGUGAACAAAAAAUGGAGAAUAGGCCGGCGACGCUUCGUUCCAGGCGUGUCUGUCGAUUUUGUCUGACGGAAUCCGAGCCGUUGAGCUACAUUUAUGAUCGUGAAAUGAGCAGAUCAUUCCUAGUGCCGCUUACUCUCCAGAUUAUGUCGUGUGUCGGCAUUGAGGUAUAUGCGGCUGAUGGAAUGCCACAGAUGAUAUGCAACACUUGUCGCUGGAAUUUAGACCGCUCAUAUAAAUUUAAACAACAAUGUAAAAAAGCCGAUGAAGCUCUUCGAGCUUAUCCUGUAUCUGGAGUACUUCCUCGACCAUUUCCGCCAAUUUCUACCGAACCACCCGAUACAAAUAAUAAAAGAUCAGCUGAGCAGCGUGCGCACAAUGAACAACAAAAAAAGGCACGACUUGAUAAUGGCGAUCGUGAAAGAAGAGAACGACAAGCGGAAAAACAAAGUAAAGAAGAGAGAAUUGAUAUAUAUGACGAGGAUCAAGAUCGCGGCAGCGAAGGUGAAAAUGAAGCGGGCAAUGAAAAAGAGGACAGAAAAUUAGAACCAGGUGAAGUUCGUGUUCAUUCCUGUACACUUUGCGAGAGAACUUUUCCACUGAGACAAGCUCUGCUUUUACACAUUCAACGUGCUCAUCGUGAUCGCAAUUAUAAAUGCACCGAGUGCGAUCGUAUGUUCUUCUCUAAAUAUGAUCUUAAUAAACAUAUUUUAACACACUCGGAAGAUAAACCAUACACCUGUCAAAUUUGCAACAAACAAUUCGCUCGAGCCAAUUUACUUCAACGUCACGAGAAAGUACAUCGUGACGAAUUGCGUUACGGAUGUCAGCACUGCGAUCGAGAAUUCUUCACCACCGAUGAACUUGAGAAACACGAGGAAAGCGCACACAAGGCGAACAAACCUUUCCAAUGCAACAUCUGCAACAAGCGCUUCACCUACAAACAAGGUCUCGAACGUCAUGAAAUGCUCCACAGCGAGGACAAGACUUUCGUUUGUGAAUAUUGCAAGGAGGCUUUCCGCACCAGUACAAAACUUGCCCGUCAUUUGUCAACACACGCCGGACAUCGUCCAUAUCUCUGCAAAUUGUGUCCACGAACAUUCCUUCUCUCUCACCAUCUCACGAGACACAUGCGCUCCCACUCCGUCGAGAAACGUCACGUCUGCGAGGACUGCGGCAAAGCCUUCAAGCGCAAAGAGAGUCUCGAGGUUCAUCAACUCACCCACACGAAGCGAUCAGGUCUCGGAUUAACCUGCGACGUCUGUCAGGAUACGUGUCGCAAUCGUGCCGACUACGUGACACACAUCAAGCAACACAUCGAAGCCGGCGAGAAAAUGGGACCAGACGGACUUCAGCCGGACAUCAAAGAGAAAAUAGAAAUCGAUUCCGAAGACGAGGAGGACGAGGAGCAGUAUUCCGACGGCGACGACGACUACGAACCGCCACCCUACAUCGUGAAGAAAAUUCCCAAAAUCAAGACAGUCGAGAGUGAGGAAGAGGCCGACCGAAUGGACAAGGAAAUGCGGGACGAAAAGGUCGUCUACGUGCGUGGCAAAGACGGCACCAUGGUCAAGAAAACAAUCAAAACCCUCAUGCCAAUUCAGCGACGAGAAGCCACCGAAAUCGUCAAGAGCCCCACCCAAAAGACACCCAUGAAACAGGAAGACAUUCCCAAAGGUCGAGUCGACGAGACCGAGGCCCAAGUGCAAAAAAUCGUCGAAUCCGUAUUCAAGGAACACAAAAUCCCCCUCAAACAUCAAACCACUCCAGAACCAUCAAAAAAUGUCCAAACUCCCCAAAAGAUCACCACAAGUCCCAAAGAAGAGAAACUCGAACAAAAACCAAUGAAUACAGUGAAAGUAAUCAAGAGAAUCGUCGUCAGAAAACCUGUCGGCAGUGGCGAAACAAUCGCCAAGGAUUGCGACCUACCAGGAAUUUCCCAAUCAGUCCAAUCACCCGCCUCUGGUGUCAAGGUAACCAAACGUGUCAUCGUCCGAAGAAUCAUCCGCCAAGGCGAUACCACACGAGAAGUAAUCAUGAAUCCCGACGGCACCAUCAUCGAUCCUUCCGAACUCGCAAAAUUACCCACCGGCAACGUCGUCAAACGUGUCGUCAUGAAGAAACCCCUCGACAAAUCCCAAAAUCUCAUCCAAUCCAUGAUGCAAUCUCCCGAAAUAGUCCGACCACAACCAAAACUUACCGAAUCCACCGAUCCUUUGAAAUUCGAACUGAAAACAACCCAAGGCCCCGGCGCCACAAUCGUCAAAGUCGACGAAACCUCCACCAAGGAUCAGGAGACGAAGGAGAAACUAGAACAACUGGAAAAAAGAGUCGAGCAGCAGAGAUUGAAAAUCGAGGAGCUACAAGCGAGAAAGCAGCAGGAGUACGAACCGGCCGAUGAGAUGCUUCCGGAACGACACGAUGAAUCCGAGGACGAGCAACAAUUACCCCUGAAGAGGGUGUUCGUGAAACGAAAGCAGAGUAUCUACGACGAGGAGCAGGAAUACGACGAGACUAAAGUAGCUAAAGAGGAGUUACAAUCGACCGAAUCUUUCGAAGUCGAAACACCAAAGCAGAGCAAUAAACCGUCGAUCACCAGCUCCAAGGUCUACGGGAACAAGAAAAUAAUUCUCUUGAAACCUGAAGAGCAACCAGCUACAGAUCCAGAUCCCGAGGAUGCUGAAAUCAGUCAAAUGAAUCAGGAACUCUCGAAUAUUCUCGACUCGACGGACAGUAUCGUAAAAAUGCAGGCGACAACUCUGAGUCAAUUGACAGAAAUUUCCUCCAUUAGUGUCUCGGAGGCGAAUCAGAAAAUCUACAUGGAAAGUGUUGAGAAGGAGGAAGCUGUCGAGCAGAUGGAACAAGAACCAGUCGAGGAAGUCGUUGGAGCAGUUAGCGAAGGUAAUGAAACUAAUGAAGUUAAUGAAAUUAAUGAAACUAAUGAAGUUAAUGAAAUUAAUGAAGUUAAUGAACUUAAUGAAGUUAAUGAACUUAAUGAACUUAAUGAAGUUAAUGAACUUAAUGAACUUAAUGAAGUUGGCGAAGUUGGCGAAGUCGGCGAAAUUCCUGAAGUUGGUCAAGUUACAGAAGAGCAGAGCGAAGGUGUGAAUAACGAGAAUAUAAUUUCCGAAGCGGUUCCAGAGGAGGAGAAAAUGGAAAUUGAACAACAAGAACAAGAAGAGGAGCAACAGGAGACGGUGCAGAAUGACGAGAAUAUUGAGCAAGUUCAAGAGACAACGUUAUCAUUGAGCGGCCACGAGAUUUCUGCCUCGGAGGAUAUGUUCGAGCAAUCGGGCUCCGUUCUCGAGAGUCAGAAGAGUGAUAAUACACCGUUGGAAGAUUCUGUGAUUGAAUUGUCGCAGACUAAUGAUACCAUCACUUUAAAUGAUACGCAUGAUAGUCGAGAUAGUCUUGAGGAUAAACUCUCACAAAUGGAGGGAUGAAGGUAGAUUUAAUUCGUAGCAAUAUUUUUUUGCUUCACAAAUUUUGUUAAGUGAUAUUUUUUACUUGUAAACCAACUUCUUUUCGAAGGAGGAAUUUUUCGUUUACAUAAAUUCAGGGAUGUGUGGAAAUUCUAUAAAAAUUCAAUUUUUAUUUUCUUUUUCUUUUUUUCAUUCAGUGGUAAAUUUUGCAUGUGUAAUCUUUUUUAUCGAUGGAUUGAAAUUUAAAAAUACAAUUGAUAUUUUUAACUUUUAAUCCUUUUGUUGAAAAUUGGUAAAGUUUACAAUGUUUACAAUCAAUUAUUUAGAAAAAAAAAUAAUUUUCCACUUAAAAUUUGGUAAAUUUUUGCAAAUUUUUUUCCAGAUUAGGAACUGAAAAUAGAAAAAUUUGAGAACAAAAAAUA
This is a messenger RNA of Leptopilina heterotoma, 4101 nucleotides long. RefSeq lists its product as uncharacterized. NCBI's taxonomy places the organism in Eukaryota, Metazoa, Arthropoda, Insecta, Hymenoptera, Figitidae. The coding region runs from base 272 to 3700 and encodes 1142 amino acids. Gene Ontology annotation, molecular function: DNA-binding transcription activator activity, RNA polymerase II-specific; RNA polymerase II cis-regulatory region sequence-specific DNA binding; zinc ion binding. The transcript has 2 exons. Gene Ontology annotation, cellular component: nucleus. Gene Ontology annotation, biological process: regulation of transcription by RNA polymerase II. The record is from RefSeq and is a predicted model, not a curated record.